Sinocyclocheilus grahami is the source of this 651-nucleotide messenger RNA. RefSeq names its product enhancer of mRNA-decapping protein 4-like. NCBI's taxonomy places the organism in Eukaryota, Metazoa, Chordata, Actinopteri, Cypriniformes, Cyprinidae. The record is from RefSeq and is a predicted model, not a curated record. The coding region runs from base 52 to 651 and encodes 199 amino acids. The transcript is spliced from 6 exons.
GCCCGACUGCGCCACACUGAGGUCCUUCCCCCUGAUGAGGAAAGCGAAAGCAUGACGACAGAAGGAAACCAAGGACCUUCCGAGUCCAAAUCAGGAAUCCAGAUUAAGCUGUACUGUGUGCAUACAAAAUCACUACAGGAUGUGCAGAUCUGGUUCCAGCCCAAUCAGGGGGCCUCAUCCUCCCUCUUCAUGUCUCAGUCUGGGUCACAGGAUAGCUUUGGUUUUUCUGACCCACUGGCUGAUCUGAACGUGGAGGCCAUGAGCUCUGAUAAGGAGUCUGGUGAUAGUGGAUCACAGAAUGACCUGAGUAAGAUUCUGGCGCUUCCAUCUCCAGCUGACUUCAUGAGUCCAGCCCCAUCAGCUUUGCCCAAACUCAUGACCCCAGAUGCCUUCAUGACACCCAGCACCUCCAUGCCCGCUUCUCCUGGCAGCAGUGCAAGCAGCCUGACCAUAGUAACGGCCAUGAGCAGCUCGGAUAGCGGUGCAAGAGGCGGAGAUGAUCUGGCCCAGAGCCCUAAAAUGUCUGUCGAAUGUGGCAACAGCAGCUUGACUCUGAGUGCCAGCGCAGGCAGUCCAAGAUCCAACUCUAUCCUCAUCUCAGGCCUUGGGGAAAAUAUCCAGGUAAUAAUGGACAUGUCAAACUGCAUAUAG